CCCCCACUUUGUUAGUGCGCGUGAAGCCAUCCACACGAGCCGCUUGUGGCGAGAGACAGAGAGUCAAGAAAGGCGGGGCCCGUUUGUCCCGUGAGAAACGAUAACGAAAACUCUCGCGUCCUCUCACCUUCUCUGAACUCUGAACUCUGAACAACAACAGGAGAUGGCGACGUCGUCCCCGCCGCCGCCCCGCGUGUGCGUCACCGGCGGCAACGGGUUCAUAGGCUCGUGGCUCGUCAAGCUGCUCCUCUCCCGCGGCUACGCCGUCCACGCCACCGUCCGCGACCCACGUGAUCCGAAGAACGCGUUCCUGACGCAGCUGGACGGAGCCCCGGCGAAUCUGCGGCUGUUCAAGGCGGACAUGCUCGACUACGAGACGGUGGCGGCCGCGUUCGCCGGCUGCGAGGGCGUGUUCCAUGUCGCCACUCCAGUGCCCGACCAAAAGAUGGUUGAUCCACAGAAAGAGAUGAUGGAACCUGCUGUCAAGGGCACCAUGAAUGUGCUCAAGGCUUGCUCAGCUAUGCAAGUUCAUAAACUCAUCGUGGUCUCGUCCAUCGCCACUAAUUGCUUCAACCCGGAUUGGCCUCGAGAUAAAAUCAAAGAUGAGACCUGCUGGUCAGACAAGGAGUUUUGCAGACAGACUGAGAACUGGUAUUCUCUUGCAAAGACUGAAGCCGAGGAGAUGGCCCUGGAAUACGGAGAGAAGAACGGGCUGCACGUCGUCACAUUUUGCCCUGGUCUGGUUUUCGGCCCUCUGUUGCAGCAUGUGGCGGUCAACACCAGCAGCAAGGUCCUCGUCUACAUGAUAAAAGGAGGCCCCGACACGAUGAACAACAAGUUCUUUCCCAUAGUAGACGUUCGUGAUAUCGCCGACGCAUUGCUCCUGUUGUACAACAAGGCAGGGCCAUCUGAGAGAUACAUAUGCUCACUGGACCAAAUGGACCUAAAGGAUUUGCUGGCAAUCAUGAAGAACAUGUACCCUAGCUACACUUAUGUAGACAAGAUGGUUGAUGUGGAUUUUAACGUUGGAGUCACUUCGGAAAAGCUGAAGAAUUUAGGGUGGAAACCAAGGAAGUUGGAGGAGACACUCGCGGAUAGUAUCGAAUCCUAUAAAAAAGCAGGGCUUCUUGGGGUUUCAGAUGACGAACCAUGCCGGCUUCCAUUCAUCUACCGAAUGCCGCCUAUCCAGGAAUGAGAAUGAUCCCAUUAUCGUGACAUUGAUUCUGCAUUUGGCCUGAAACAUCGUGUAAUGUGUUUCGCAAGAAUAAGCAAGAGUUAGGUCUCUAUUUCUCGACUACUCCACUUGUCCAUUCAAGAUGGAUGCAAAUGCAAAUAUUGUGUAUUUGUGCUCACUUUCGUCAAGAGAAAGCGGACUCCGGAGAAGUACUCUCAAAGCAGUGACUCCAGAUUUAUGAACAUACCGUCUGGUCAAAAUGCUGAUAUGAAAGUCCAGUAAUGAGGAAUAAUAGAGAUAUUGUUUCUUAA
This is a messenger RNA of Triticum aestivum (bread wheat), 1485 nucleotides long. Its product is annotated as cinnamoyl-CoA reductase 1. Gene Ontology annotation, molecular function: oxidoreductase activity, acting on the CH-OH group of donors, NAD or NADP as acceptor. The coding region runs from base 164 to 1195 and encodes 343 amino acids. The transcript has 6 exons. The record is from RefSeq and is a predicted model, not a curated record. NCBI's taxonomy places the organism in Eukaryota, Viridiplantae, Streptophyta, Magnoliopsida, Poales, Poaceae.